AUGGCAUCAAAUGCUGGUUGGAAGUCGGAUGUGGGUUUUUCAGAUCGCUUGACCACAGUGCGGUUGAUAAUUGCGGCGUAUCAGCGCGCAGUGCCAUCAGCCGGUUUUUCAGAAGCUCAUGCGGAGGCAACGAAGGUGGAAAAUGAUGCUUUCAGUCAUGCGUCAAGCAAAGAAGAUUAUCAAUUUGAAUGUCAGAGGGCCAUUGAUGAGUGGGACGCAAUGGAACAACUAGCUCCACCUGAUGUCAUUGAAAAUGAAAGUGCAGCUGCAUCUGAAGGGUCAAAACUCGACUCCGACAACGUUUCCGGCGGCAGGAAGAUUGGCGCGUACGAAAAUGCCAUAUACCAUCAAGAAGGCAUAUUCUCCACCGUAUACAAAGCAAAGAGCAUCACCGGAACUACAGUGGCUCUAAAAGUGACAACACCACAUACCAUGUCACCGCCCCAUGACUCCAGACGCGAAGCCCGCAUCCUCAGCUCCCUCUCAAACCCCGCGAUCAUCCCAUUGCUAGACAGCUUCAACCAUCCAGGCGGCCAAUUCGUCCUCGUCUUCCCUUUCAUGCCCCUCCACUUCGACGAGCUCAUGCGCCGCAACGCCCUGACCUCACGGCAAACCCGCUCGCACCUACGAGACCUCUUCCGGGCCCUAUCCUACAUCCAUUCGCAGGGUAUCAUCCAUCGAGAUGUCAAGCCAUCUAACAUCCUCCUCCGCGAACUAAAGGGUCCAGCAUAUCUGGCAGAUUUUGGAAUUGCAUGGUCACCUUCUGAUAAGGCCUCUGAAGACGCUAAUAAGAAAAUCACCGAGGUGGGCACGACGUGUUACCGGCCUCCUGAGGUCUUGUUUGGAGAUAAGGCGUAUGGGACCAGCUUGGACCUUUGGGCCGCGGGCUGUGUUGUUGCAGAGGCGGUGGAUAUGAAUCACAGGCAACUUUUUGAUGCGGGGGAGCUGGGGAGUGAAUUGGCGUUGGUACAUUCUAUAUUUGUGACACUGGGGACUCCGAAUGCUAAAUCAUGGCCUUUAACCAAGGAUCUCCCCGACUGGGGAAAGAUACAGUUUAAAGAGUAUCCAGCGAAACCCUGGGCAGAAAUCCUCAGCGGGGCUCCUCUCAACGGGCGCGAUCUGGUCAGUAAACUGGUACGGUAUGAGAGUAGCGAGAGGCUAUCAGCUGCUGAGGCUCUAACGCAUCCGUACUUUACAUUCUGA
Molecule: messenger RNA, 1203 nt
Organism: Paracoccidioides brasiliensis Pb18
Product: CMGC/CDK protein kinase
Exons: 5
Coding region: 1-1203 (400 amino acids)
Biological process (GO): protein phosphorylation
Cellular component (GO): cytoplasm; nucleus
Molecular function (GO): ATP binding; cyclin-dependent protein serine/threonine kinase activity
Source: RefSeq, a predicted model, not a curated record